Messenger RNA from Micromonas pusilla CCMP1545, 525 nucleotides. RefSeq lists its product as uncharacterized. The record is from RefSeq and is a predicted model, not a curated record. The coding region runs from base 1 to 525 and encodes 174 amino acids. Gene Ontology annotation, molecular function: oxidoreductase activity. The transcript has 2 exons. NCBI's taxonomy places the organism in Eukaryota, Viridiplantae, Chlorophyta, Mamiellophyceae, Mamiellales, Mamiellaceae. Gene Ontology annotation, cellular component: cytosol.
AUGGAGACCAACUUUUUCGGGAUGGUGCGCACCGUGCGAUGCGCCGUGCCCGCGAUGACCGGCCCGUACAAGCGUAUCAUCAACAUCGGGAGCAUCGGCGGACGCAUCGGGCUGCCGUUCCAGUCGAUGUACAGCGCGUCCAAGGCGGCGGUGAUGGUCUGGACGGACGCGUUGCGAAUGGAGACGUGGUCGUCCGGCGUGCGCGUGUCGUUAGUCGAGCCGGGCGAUUUGAAGCCCGGGAUGGUGAACGCCGCCAAGGCGGACGGUUUCGACGACGACGCGAUCGCAUCGCGCGCGUUCGACAUCAUGCGGAAGGAGGAGGCGGAGGGGACGGAUCCGAAGGCGGUGGCGCGCGCGAUCGUCCGAUCGUUGCGAUCGACGACGCCGGCGGGGCGGGUCCUGAUCGGUCCUGAUGCGUGGCUCGUGGAAACGCUGGGGCGGCUCGUCCCGCACGCGUGGAAGGAGUUUUUCCUCGCGUCGCACUACCGCGUCCCGCCGCGGCACGACGCGUGGAUUCGCGUGUGA